Messenger RNA from Chaetura pelagica (chimney swift), 801 nucleotides. RefSeq names its product BUB3 mitotic checkpoint protein (gene BUB3). Gene Ontology annotation, cellular component: mitotic checkpoint complex; bub1-bub3 complex; kinetochore. NCBI's taxonomy places the organism in Eukaryota, Metazoa, Chordata, Aves, Apodiformes, Apodidae. The annotation marks the transcript as partial. Gene Ontology annotation, molecular function: ubiquitin binding. The record is from RefSeq and is a predicted model, not a curated record. The transcript is spliced from 5 exons. Gene Ontology annotation, biological process: mitotic spindle assembly checkpoint signaling.
GUGAAAUUUUUUGCUUUCUAGGAUCCUACCCAUGCCUGGAGUGGGGGUUUAGAUCACCAAUUGAAAAUGCAUGAUCUGAACACGGACCAAGAAAACCUUGUUGGAGCCCAUGAUGCUGCUAUCAGGUGUGUUGAGUAUUGCCCAGAAGUGAAUGUCAUGGUGACUGGAAGCUGGGAUCAGACAGUUAAACUGUGGGAUCCCAGAACUCCUUGUAAUGCAGGAACCUUCUCUCAACCUGAAAAGGUGUACACACUUUCUGUGUCUGGAGACAGGCUGAUAGUGGGGACAGCAGGUCGGCGAGUGCUGGUGUGGGAUUUGCGGAACAUGGGCUACGUUCAGCAGCGAAGGGAAUCGAGCCUCAAAUACCAGACCCGCUGCAUCAGAGCCUUUCCAAAUAAACAGGGUUAUGUUUUAAGUUCUAUUGAAGGUCGUGUUGCUGUGGAAUAUUUGGAUCCAAGUCCAGAAAUCCAGAAGAAGAAAUAUGCAUUCAAAUGUCACCGUUUGAAGGAGAACAACAUUGAGCAGAUUUACCCAGUUAAUGCCAUUUCUUUCCAUAAUGUCCACAACACAUUUGCUACAGGAGGUUCUGAUGGAUUUGUAAAUAUCUGGGAUCCCUUUAAUAAGAAGAGGCUGUGCCAGUUCCACCGGUAUCCCACAAGCAUUGCAUCACUUGCCUUCAGCAAUGAUGGAACUACCCUUGCAAUAGCCUCCUCAUACAUGUAUGAAAUGGAUGACAUUGAGCAUCCUGAAGAUGGUAUCUAUAUUCGCCAAGUGACAGAUGCAGAAACAAAACCUAAGUGA